AGGAAGCUGAAGAUAGCAGACACUUCAUAUCUGCCAUGCCAGGAAGGCUGGGGAUGCAUACCACCUCAGAAACAUUUGGACAUAGCAAGUAUGGUAUCCUGAACAUGAAUUGGACAACCAAUGUUCCUGUACCUCUGUCAAACUUUCGCUACCAGCAGUGGCGUAAACGUCAGCAGCCAAAGAAACACCUGGAAGCAGUCAUACGGGCUCCACCUACCUCCUCUUCUUCUGUGACGCGUUUUCCCCAGCUAGUCAAACUGCAUGAGCUGAAGCUGAUAGAGAGUGCCAAGUCUGCAGCAGAACAAGAAAUACCGAAAGUUACCUAUAGAUGGGAGUCUCCCCUCCCUCCUCCUCCAGGUAGACGCUCCAGGCUGGGAGAUGCAGACACUGCUAAGCAACACAACCACUACUGUGAAUAUUAUAAUCUAGCCAAAAAGAAGAUGCACCAUUUUACUUCGAUUACACGUUAUCUACACAAUAAGCAGUUAACUGCUAACACCACACAAUUCCUGCGAGGUGGGUGCGGACAGGAGUAGGUCAGCAGGAAUGUUUUGCAUGCUCACCACGCUCUGACCUAGGCUGCUAUAAUGUAGAGCUUAGAAUGAACCUUGUCAAUAACCCUAAAAUAUUUUUAAACAGUUGAUUUCACAUAACAUGUGACACCUUAUUACUGGAAUGAUUGUUUAUCUCAAGCAUGUCUGGUGAAAAGGAUUUAAACUGAUUCAGAAACAAAAUUUUUGAUCCUGGUGUCUUUGUAAUGCAGAUUCAUCUAAUACUGUACAUAUCUCCUCCUGCAAGAGGAAAGUUUCUCUUGUUGAAGAUCAAUUUGGUUUAGCUGCUUUGACCAACAAUCAAAAGUUAAUUCCAUAAUAAUGAAAACCGUUUCUUUUUUAACCAAAGAUUUUACCAUCCAAGUAUUUGCAGAAAUUUCAUCAAUGGUUUAAGUUUUGAUUUGAUCCUUGGCCUUUAAUUAUAGCUAAUUUCACUUAUGGUUCUUAGAAAAAUAACUCCUGCAUAUGUAGAAAUCCUAGAUGGUUAUAAAAGUUGCAUGUGGUGUUCAUUUCCUUGGGCAGGGCACUGGAUGAGCUAUAACUGAACAUAUGAGUCAUUGUUGUCUGCUUUGAAAAGGUUGCAUGGUGCUUGUCUAGUAUACCACUCUGCCUAGUUUUAUACCAAUUCACCUAGUUGUAUACCUUUGCCUUCUGUUGGUCAUUAAAAAAUAGUUAAUAAAUUAAUUAGAAAAAAAAACAAUAAAAGCUUAAAAAGGUAAAUAUUUAAAUUGUUGACAGAAAAGUCAGUGAUGUAAAUAAGGGUGCUACAAAUGUUGAGCAGCUGAUGUCACCAUGACUAAACUAAUUUAUGACAUUUGCUAAUGACAAAAUAGGAAAUGAAUAUAUAAAAAUUUCUUCAAAUAUUUCACAAUGAUGGCUUACACAUUGAAAAUUGCAUAUGGUAUAUUUUAAUUAAUAAUUAAUUAAAAUCAAUAAAACAUCAUCCGAUCCUAAUCCUUCUGUAUAAUGGCAUAAAAGUAUAUGUCAUUGAAAGAGAGAUUAGGUUUUAGAAUAGCUGAAUGGAUAAAUUUUGGGGAUCUCGUGUAUCCAUAUCCUUUUGCAUGGGUUUUGAC
This is a messenger RNA of Lingula anatina, 1624 nucleotides long. RefSeq lists its product as uncharacterized. The record is from RefSeq and is a predicted model, not a curated record. NCBI's taxonomy places the organism in Eukaryota, Metazoa, Brachiopoda, Lingulata, Lingulida, Lingulidae. Gene Ontology annotation, molecular function: protein binding.